AUGCCCUCUACUUGCAGCACCAAGAAGACUCUAAAUGUCGAGUCACCGUCCUUUACACCCUCGACCCUGCAGCCCGUACAGAGGAAGCCGACAUUUUCAUCGCAAGCGGUGACUGCACCUUCUUUCACUCCGCGUGGUCUUGGAGCCGCCACACCAUCUACCAUACCGGAUACCGAAGCGCCAGCGUUUAACCCUGCUUCUAUUCGCGAAUUUACACCCAGCUUUGAUCUCAGCUCUACCGCUGCUGCAACAAACGGCACUUCACACGAUGGAGCUCUCUCAUACGACCCAUUUGUGCUGCCGAAUCAGAGCAUGGUUUCCACGCCAUAUAACCCAUAUGCUGAUGACCAUGGCGCCAUGACCGGAGCCCCAUCUACAUACUUUGCGGCCCAGAACGCCUAUGCACCGCCUUCACAGCCUUUACAGUAUCAUCUCUACGCUCCCAUCGGGCCAUAUCGAGAAGACGUAAUGCCAUACAAUCGUCUUACUCACGACUUUUUCAUAUCAGACACCAUGAGGGAAGAUAUGCAGAAGCAGUCGGCCGCAGCGUUGCAAGUAAUGCCCAAUUCCCAGCUACCACAACUGGAUAACUACCACUCGCUGGUGGCCUUGGACACGACACAUCGCAAAAACGCCGGUAUAUUUGGCUAUCCCAGCUGGGUGUACAAAGCCACGUCAUCCAAGGAUGGGAAACUCUACUGCCUGCGGAGAUUGGAAGGCUUUAGGUUGACCAACGAGCAAGCAAUCCGGUCCGUUAAGGAAUGGAAACGGAUCGACCAUACCCACGUUGCCAGCAUCAAUGAUGCAUUCACCACUAGGGCGUUUGGUGACAGCUCUCUGGUCAUUGCGCAACAUUACUAUCCGUUGGCCAAGACCUUGGCCGAAGUGCACCUUAUCCCAAGCGUGCUGCACGGGUCAAAUCGCCUUCAGCCCAAACCAGCCGUCACUGAAGCGGUGCUCUGGGCGUACAUUUCUCAGAUUGCUACCGCUCUAAGAGCCAUUCACAGCAACAACUUGGCGGCCCGCUGCCUCGACCCCAGCAAAAUCAUUCUCAUCGAAAAGAACAGAGUUGUUCUAAGUGCGUGUGCCGUACUAGACGUGACGCAAUUUGACGUCCAGAAAUCAAUGGACCAGCUACAGCAAGACGACCUGGUGCACUUUGGCCGCACCUUGCUCUGCCUGGCCACCAACACAAUGCCCAUGCAGAUGACCAACAUGAAUGCGGCGAUAGAGCAAAUGAGCAGGAACUACUCCACGGAACUCAAAGAUACCAUAAUGUGGCUUUUGACACCGGCGCAGCCCCCUGCACACCCAAAGUCGAUUGGCGACUUCAUUCCAGGCAUAGCCAAUCAUAUCGUGACCACUAUGGACCAGAUCGACCAUUCUUACAAUAAUCUUCGCUCUGAGAUGUUCAAAGAGCUGGAGAAUUCAAGGCUCUUGAGAUUGAUGCUGAAGCUCGGCACCAUCGAUGACCGACCAGAGUACGAAAAUGAUAGAGCCUGGUCGGAUUUUGGAGAGCGAUACAUGUUGAAGCUAUUCAGAGAUUACGUCUUUCAUCAAGUGGAUGGCAACGGAAACCCGGUUUUUGACAUGGGGCAUAUGAUAAGGUGCCUCAACAGACUCGAUGCUGGGACAGAGGAGAACAUUCGCCUGACUAGCAGAGAUGAGCAGACCAGCAUCAUUGUCAGCUACAAGGACGUGAAGAAGCAAGUACUUGCCGCAUUCGGCGACUUGUACAAGGCCAGUUCCAAGACGGGAAGGUCCUUUUAG
Messenger RNA from Trichoderma atroviride IMI 206040, 1770 nucleotides. The record is from RefSeq and is a predicted model, not a curated record. Lineage: Eukaryota; Fungi; Ascomycota; Sordariomycetes; Hypocreales; Hypocreaceae.